CCAGGGCCACUUGCACGUGCUGAAGAAAUUAAGAAAAGUUGGCGCUUACGAGUGGAAGCGAACAUAUUCAGACUUAAGUGAAGCAGAGAAAAAGAAGAGGAAUAAAGCAGAGAUGAGGGAAUACCGCCUUCAGAAGAACUUUUUGCUCAAAUACAUCUUGCCCGAACUGAAAAUACCCCUUAAACCUACAGAGACCGAGGAACCAACAAAAUACCGACGAUCUUCGGUUAAGAUAAAUGGCAAUAUGCCAAAACAGGAUCCCAACAUAAAAGAUGUUCAGUUAACGACUGAAAGUUUUCCGUUGCCAGACAUUGGCCAAAGUGACAGUCUGGUCAGACGACACACUGACAUGCCAGAAAAAUCUCCACCAGGGGAUGCUAAUAAUAAUGACACGACACGUUCUAAGUCAAUGUUAGAAACUGUGCAGACGACGUAUGAUAUUGACCCAGUGGAGGAAGUAGCACACGUUAACACGCCACGUGGUACAGUAUCACCACGUGACAAAGUGUCACCACGUUACCACGUAUCACAACGAGACCAGGAAUCACCACGUGAUCCAGGAUCUCCGCAGCAGCCAAAAUCCAAAAGGAAAUCCAAUAAAAGUCCAACAAAAUUAAAAGUAAAAGAGGAUAAAGACGAGGACGAAAAGAAAAUCCAGCAGCAGGUCAGGACGAUAAACGACGACUUAAACGCUGAAUACAAGAAGGACGAGGAAGACAUGACAGACGCCGACAGGAACCCCGCCUUCAUCCAUGUACAGACGCUUUCACGGGGAGAUGUUUUUGGACUUAACCAAUUCGUGUUGGGUAACCAGCCCAGUUUCUGUGUGAUGAGUAACGGUGCUGAAGUGAUGAUGAUUAACAAGCAGUUUUACCAGGAUAAUGCUCCAGAGAAACUCAUAGCAAGACUCCGACGACGGCUGGCUCCGUAUCCUACCGAUGAUGAAAUGCAGGACAACCUUCAGCUCAGCGUGGAUUGGGACGCUUAUAAAGGAGAGGCACUCGGGAGAACGCUGGCUGACAUUGAGACGAAAAAGAAAAUGGCGCAAACUAUUUCACCUCGGUGA
This is a messenger RNA of Lingula anatina, 1066 nucleotides long. RefSeq lists its product as uncharacterized. NCBI's taxonomy places the organism in Eukaryota, Metazoa, Brachiopoda, Lingulata, Lingulida, Lingulidae. The record is from RefSeq and is a predicted model, not a curated record.